Molecule: messenger RNA, 1107 nt
Organism: Talaromyces atroroseus
Lineage: Eukaryota; Fungi; Ascomycota; Eurotiomycetes; Eurotiales; Trichocomaceae
Exons: 1
Coding region: 1-1107 (368 amino acids)
Biological process (GO): carbohydrate metabolic process
Source: RefSeq, a predicted model, not a curated record
AUGUCCAAACCGCCCGCUGCAGACAUCCACAACGCAAUCAGGCUCCUGAUUGACAACCUGAUCAACAUCAAGGAUGAAACGGGGAGAUUCCUGAUGCACCUGGAGGAUGGGCGCAUCAUCGACACCAAGUCGUGGGCUGGCUGGGAAUGGACUCACGGCAUCGGGCUCUACGGAGUGUGGAAAUACUACGAAAUGACCGGGGACGCAUCGCUACUGACGAUCAUUGAAGACUGGUUCUCUGCCCGGAUCGCCGAGGGAGGAACGACCAAGAAUAUCAAUACCAUGGCAGCGCUGCUUACGCUGGCAUAUGUCUACGAGAAGACGGGGAAUGUCACCUAUCUGCCCUGGCUCGAUUCAUGGGCUGAAUGGGCCAUGUAUGACUUGCCGCGGACCAAGUACGGAGGCAUGCAGCACAUCACCUACGAUAACGAGAACCCCCAGCAGCUUUGGGACGACACGCUGAUGAUGACUGUCUUGCCCCUGGCGAAGAUUGGCAAGGUGCUUGGACGGGCCGAGUAUCUGACCGAGGCCAAGAAGCAGUUUCUGAUACACAUCAAGUACCUGUUUGACGCUCGCACCGGCCUGUUCUUCCACGGCUGGACCUUUGAGGACGGAGGACACAACUUUGCGCAGGCCCUGUGGGCUCGGGGAAACAGCUGGCUCACCAUUGUCAUCCCCGAGAUACUGGAACUGCUCGACUUCACGGACGCCAAUGACCCCAUCCGCACGCACCUUAUCGACACGUUAGACGCACAAUGCGAAGCGUUGAAGCGAUUCCAGCACGCAUCCGGAUACUGGCGCACGUUGCUUAACCACGCGGACGAGGGCUCAUACGUUGAAGCCUCGGCCACGGCUGGGUUUGCAUAUGGCAUUCUCAAGGCCCAGCGAAAGCGAUAUAUAGAUCGGCAGUACCGCGACACGGCCGACAAGGCGAUCCAGGCGGUGCUCGGAGCGAUUGACCAGCAGGGAGAGCUGCAGAACACGAGUUUUGGCACGCCCAUGGGCCACAGCUUGGACUUUUAUCGAGAAAUCCCGGUGACUGCGAUGCCGUACGGACAGGCGAUGGCGAUUAUGGCGUUGGUGGAGUAUCUGCGGACGUACAUCUGA